This is a messenger RNA of Colletotrichum godetiae, 515 nucleotides long. RefSeq lists its product as uncharacterized. The record is from RefSeq and is a predicted model, not a curated record. Bases 113 to 379 code for a protein of 88 amino acids. The transcript has a single exon. Lineage: Eukaryota; Fungi; Ascomycota; Sordariomycetes; Glomerellales; Glomerellaceae.
UUUGCAUUCCACACACACACACACACACACACUGGACAUAUCUGGAAACAUAGACACGCGAUACCUGUCGAGGACAAGGCUCGGAGUCAUUAGGGAAGCGACCGCCGCCACUAUGAGCUACCUACAGGCUUCUGCAUUGCGUUCUGGACAACUUGUGUUAUCGUUGUCGUCAUCUACUACGGCUUUCCUCAUCACCGCGAUGCAGCAGACUGGAGGGUACGACGGGGACUGCAGCAUCGUCCCUGAACAUCAUCCGCCUUGUCAGACUCAGCUGGGGGUAAGACUGGUCACGGCUGGCUGCGCGGCAUCGAAUGGGGAACCCUUUUCCCACCGCUUGUUAGGUAGCAAGCAAGCAGGCACUUGUGGCACCGUCACAUAGCUGAGAAGCCAGGGCAAGCCACUGCGGGAGGGAGGAAAUACGAUGACUACGCGCUGUGCCCGUCCGUCCUCCAGGCCAUGAAAGUGACGGGCACAAAGCGGAAUGGGCUGCCGGGGCUGUCAAGUGGUCAGUCAGA